AUGUCACAAGAACCUUCAGGGUCACAACAAAAGUGAGUUUUUUUCUCUCCACAAAUUUUUCCCCAAAAUUCUGAAUUUUCAGACGUCGACAACAUAAGGUCGAGAGAGCUUCAUUAUCCGAAGUCAAACAUUUUCUGUGCUAUUUUUGCGGCGAUUUUUUCCCGAAUCUUUUGGACUAUCAAAAACAUAUUUUGAAUCAUCAAUUAUAUGCGUACAGUUAUCAAAUAUGGCAUGGAAGGCACAAUGAGAAGAAUCGCAAGAAGCGUCAAAUCGAAAAAUCGGAACAAGUUACACCUUCUGUAUCACCACAGCCAACUUCAGCUGGGGAUAAAGAAGGUGAGGAUUUGGGGAUUUUUAGGAUAAAAGUUUGUGGGGAAUUUUUUAAAGUCUUGUUGAAUUUCAGCAAUAAAUUUUCAAUUUGAAUUCCAUUCACUGAUAAUUUCAGAAACUGUUCUGAAAGCAGGAAGUUUUUAAAAUUGGGUGAUUUUGAAGAAAUUACUGUCAAAAUUAUUUUCCGGAAAAUCAAAAAAUAUCGGAAGAUAUAUUUUGUAAUCAAAAAAUUCCAAAGUUCUUCUAACUCUUCCAAAUUUUCAUAUUUGCAGCAGAUCAAAAAAGAAGAAACUGUUCCAAUUGCUCCAAAGAAACGAGAAAAUUCCGGAUCUUUGUCGCCAAAAACUGUGAAAAGAAGAAAAACCACAAGUCGAGAAGACAAAGAUGAACAACAAAUAAGUCCACCCGAGCCAAAGAAACUUAUCUUGCUGAAUGUUGGCAAUCGGCCUCGCUCUCAAUUGACAGAAUCCGCCCCAAGAGCUUGUGAUAUUUGUUCAUACAGGUGCAAUAAAUUCAGCAGUAUAAUUGCUCAUCGUAAGAGAAUUUGAAAAAUAAAUUUCCGGAAAUAAAGUAAAGUUUUUUGCAGAAAUUGAAGUUCAUCAAGCCGAUUUCGAUCGAAUCACAAUGUUUCUUUAUGUUGGGGACUACAUGCAGGUCAAGAAAGUGUCUCCGCCUGGAGUCGGUUGUCCAAAAUGCAAGGUCAAGUUUAUUAAUGCUUGCCAGUGAGUUUUUUCCAACUUUUGCGAUGAAAAUUAUGGUUUCUAAAAGCGUUAGCUAUUCCAAAACUGUAAAUCUCAACUCUGAAAUGAGUAAAAUCGUGAUUUCAUCAGAUUUUGAUGAAAAUCAUUUUUCGAACUUUUGCCACGUCAUAACUCAUUUAAGAGUUGAGAUUUGCGCGCUCUUUUUCAACCCUAUCCAUGUUUUUUUGCAGAUAUUAUCUUCAUCUUCUGUCUAAACAUGUUGGCGAUGUUGCUCAGCAACUCGCUGGAAAGUAAGUUAUUAUAACUUCCAUUUUUACCUUCUUCAAUCUUCUUUUUCUCCAGAUUCGAAGAUGUUGACAAUCAAGAUACUGAAGUUAUCUUAAAUCGCCCAGAUAAACCACAAAUCACCUACACGUAUAAUUUAACUCUCUAA
Messenger RNA from Caenorhabditis angaria, 1464 nucleotides. NCBI's taxonomy places the organism in Eukaryota, Metazoa, Nematoda, Chromadorea, Rhabditida, Rhabditidae. The record is from the annotation of a GenBank genome assembly.